AUGAGCGCUAAUGACAACGACACGGGGAGAACCAGCCCCACGGUCAUCGUGGCUCCCACUACUAGUGGCAGAGAUAAAGCCGACCGGUUAGGCAAGAAGUUUGCCGACGCGAAACGGAACAAUCGUUCACGGUUUGCACCUUCAAGAAGUGCGGAAUCGCCAUACAACGUACUCACCUCUCCGACCAAAAAUGAUCCUGUUAAGCUGAGCAGAUUGUAUUCGAUUAUGAACUCCAAACGGAGCACAAGCAACAAAACAAAGCGGCAACGCGAAGAGGCCGCACUACAGCGCUCGGCUGCUGAUCUUUCGCAUGCACAGAUUAGUACGAAUCAGACUGCUAGUGUUGCAAACAACGCGUCGGUUACUCAGUCACAGCCAGCCAUCGCGACUCCCGUGAUCCGCGAUGACAAUUCAGGAGCGGGCGUCGCUGCCAGCGAACAAUUGAGACCGUCGCCCGAUAAAUCGACGGUAUCCGCACCUCAAUCGCAGAGCCCGGAGCUCCAGACAGCAGCCAAUGGAAGUUCCCAGUCUACCCCGACAAAUGGCUCCAGUAAGACCCCGUUGACGCCUGGACAUCGCCACUUGCGCAUCAGUAAACAAGCGUUUGAGAAGAACGUAGCUCAAAUAAACGACUCGAUUUCCGCUUUUCAAGCCGUGGUGAGAACUCCAGCGCGUCCCUCGAGCAAAGACCAGCAGUCAUUGGCACAAAAUACACCGGAGGAGCCUGCAUCGCCUGCUCCGCACACUCCAAAUCGGCAGGCUGGUUCAAGGGACGCGGCCGGUAACCAGACGGGGUCAGAUAAGAAAGUGCUGUUUUCUGGCAACGUCGAUAAGUCACCAAUUGCAUCCUCUCCAAUCAAGGAGCCUUACCAGCCGCGGUCUAUUCUGAAAGUGAGUCCGCCUAAGGGGGGUAUAUCAGUACCUGUUGAAAGUGACAUAACUCAAGAGUGGCCGGCGGGUUUCUUGGUGCAGAAGGAGCCUAACGACCCAACCUCAAUAGAGCUGAUCAGAAAAUGCUACCAGCUUCUGCAGAGGGAAGACAACACCAGAAGAUUUGAAAUUCUCGCUACCCUUCACAACACGCUCAAGAUCAACAGCGUGGAAUUCAAUACUCGCCACUUGAACAAGGCUGACGUGUCGAGUAUCGCCAAGGUAGCCUGUGCCGAGAUUGCAAAGGCGUAUGUAUCGUCUGAUAUGGACUUCGAUGCAGUGGAGUCCAGGACUACCAUAUUAGGGGUGAAGCUGAUCACCACGGUCAUGUCGAUGUUUGAGGUGUCGCAGACCGCAGAGAUAGUCGAGAUGCUGUGCACGUUGGUGUUGAGACAACGCAUAUCCAAAGCAAUGGCUUCUGCAUUUGUUCAGUUCUGCAAAGAGCAGUCCUGUAUUCUUCCUGGCGGUUCGAGUGAAAUGGCUAUCAAUGCGCUGAUCGGCAUGCCUUUUUAUCCGAGCGGAACCCUUGUUCACGAAAAGAUUCUUGCUCUGAAGAAGAUAGGCUCGAAGGCUCCUGCAAGCAUGCUCAAGACGUGCAACAAGUGGUUUCCGUUUAUUUUGGCCAGCAUCAUGAGUGUUGAUCUGGGGUCACAUCACAGAGUUCUCCAAGCUGUGGUUGCACUUUUGAACGAGUGGGCCUCGAACUGCAAUCCUAAAAUACGCGAGGACCUGCUGGCUUUGAUGAGCGAGGACGCCGAGACUUUCGUGAACUCGCACGUCGUCGAAGCGAGUCAAAACUUGCUAGAACCUGGGUCGUCUGUUUGCGAUCUUUUAGUCAAGACGCUCAAUAUUACCCUUAGACGGGGUACAUAUGUUGAAGCAAUGAAAAUAUGGGCCUUGGUCACCUACUCGAUUUCCGCGUUCACCUGGAAUAAAGGGAUCGAAGAUUGGCCGCAUCUGGAAGCCUGGAUCUCGGUGUUCACCGAAUGCUUCAAUCAGGACGGCCUUGCUCCCAAGAUUGCAGCCUUGGAGGCAUGGAAAGGCAUCAUUUUUGCGUACCAGAGCUCCAUGGCGUACCGGACAUCUCUGUCCCCAAAGACAAAGAGCGAAGAGGAGCUGAUCGACGUCAAGUUUCAUGUACUUGCUCACCCAUUUUUUGGUUUAGCGCUAGAGCUCAAUGACACGUUGUUUCUCGAAUACCAGAAACUCUUUGUCAGGAUUUACCAUAGUCUAUACAAGUUCCUCACCAGAAACCCGCAGGAUGAAGGAGCCGUCUUGAAUGGUGCCAUUAAAUGGAUCUGUACGAUACUGGGCCAGUUCUUUCUGGCAGAGUCGAGAAGCGUUGAACAGUUGGAAUUCGGCAUCAAUUUCUUGGAACAGAUGCUUACAUCGAACCCCUCAAAGCCAGAUCCAGCGCAGAUUAAAUUGCAGAAAGACUGUUUUGCUGAUGACAUUUUGACGCAUUCUCUUUCGAUACCACCAAUUAACACGAUCUGGGUGGCUACUUCGCCAGAUCAAGUUGUCCCGGUUCUGAAGAUAUCAUGCAAGAGCAGAAUCUCUGUCGCCAGGAAACUCAAACUUAUCACGCUAUUUGUCGGCGGAUUGAGAACGGGGCUUUCGCCAAGCUCUGCUGCUUUCACGCGGUCACUAGAGCCAGUCCUCGCGAUGUUACUCGAUACAUUUUCGGUAACGGAGCAAGAUUGCGCUGAAAUAGGAGAUAUGAGAGAGCUUGAGAGUAUUCUUUGUGACUUCUUCAAGGCCAUAGACAUCCUUAAUAGUUUGCACCUAUGGGGAGAAGCUAAGUCUAUUUUCGUCGUUGUAUCUCAAUGGCUACAGAAAUUAGACAAUGAGGACGCUCAACAUGGGUCCAACUUGGUAGCGGGCUAUUUGGACAACAUUUUCUCGCUGGAUGUGAACCAAUACGUGCAAGCAUGUAACCAGUUACUGAAUCACUGCCAAGGGUUUGAGAAAUUAGUCACAGAUUCGCUAGUCGCGCAUGUGUGUUCAGCUUAUUUCAACGCUCCACCACCUGUGUGGACGUCUAUUUUUAGAGAGUUGGGUGAGAGCCAAUACAUUGACAUCCUGUCUCGGCUUGUCUUGUACGAGGUGGGCCACAAUAGCACCAUAGACGCUCAGAAGCACGAUAAGUUCUGGCAGGCCACGAAUCUCAAAGCGGUUUCUGACGAACAGCUCUACGUCUUGUACGACGUCUUGCUAUCGUGCCCGGGCACAGAGCUUCUCCGGUACCAAGUGAGCAAUUGUCUUCUCAACGAAAAGCCUAACAUCUAUCCUCCUGUGGUGAAUCGCGUGCUAAAUCGGCUUAUAGAUGAAGGUCAAUGUCCGAGAGAGGAACUCGAGCUAUUUCUCAGAAAAAAAGCUAGCUUAAUUCAUCACAAUGCUGCAGAUAGCAACAUGCUGCUAGGAGAGAUGUUCAGAUUGGUCUCUCAACUGCAAAGUGUGAUAGAAGGGGCUUUAGAAGCCAAAAGCUCGUCGCAAUCCCCAAACGCAAAAAGUGAAGCAGAAAAAACUCACAUCAACGCUACGAAGGAAACACGUACACUUUCUGUCCCGCAGCAACUUGAAUCACAACCUAAUAGACCACAGAAGACUGCGGCGCAAAGAACAGAACCGCAACAGCCCGAGCAAGAGGAAUUCCAGACACAUGAGCUACAAGACUCCUCGGCUGCGAGAACAAGCGCAGAACUCACUACGUUUGUCAUAUGUUCGGAAGAUGAGGCAGAUGAAGAGCCUAACGUUAAGGCAGGCACGACCUCCGAGCAACCAGCUGCUACAUCCUCACCUCAGAAACCAGCCCACGAACCCGUCUCCCAGCGUCUCGUUUCUCUAAGUUCUCAGGUGAGUUCUCCUACCGUUGGAUUAUCUCCGACUGAAGAUACUAUACCGCCGAACUCAACACCGCAGAAAGCUCCAGAAACGAGCAAGAGAGCCCAAAGGCAACCUACGGCGCAAUCUGAUACUGUUUCUUCUGUACCAACGGCGGAGCCUCCGUCGGCUCAAGAUGGUGGAUUCAGCCAUCACCAGCAAGCAGGCGUCCCGCCGGCCCAGACGUCCCACCCAGCAGUCGGGCAUUCCACACCAAGAGAACAAUCACCCGCAGGCCAGUCCGGCGUACCACCUAUUAGAGAACGUGCUGAGAGAAGUUUCCUUGGACAGGACACAAGCCAGUUCUUGCCGGCAUAUCCACCAAUGCCCUACUACGGCUAUCCUUACUACCCCAUGAUGCCACCUGCUACAGGGAUUUCCGAAAACCUUCCACCUAUGCCCCACAUGCCGAUGUAUUAUCCUAUGCCUUAUCCAUGGUCCGCGCCGUUGCCUGGUCCAGAGAAAGCUCUAGAUACGAAAGACCCCGAGAACUGGGUCAAGUUGGAGGAGCUGGUGACAAAGCUUGUGCGCGAGAAUCCUGACGGAGUCGAUGGAUUGGAGGAGACGAAAAAACGCAAACUUGAGGAUGACCUAUUUACACUACUAACGUGUUUGAAGAAGAGACGCCAAUGA
Messenger RNA from Ogataea haglerorum, 4446 nucleotides. RefSeq lists its product as uncharacterized. The record is from RefSeq and is a predicted model, not a curated record. Lineage: Eukaryota; Fungi; Ascomycota; Pichiomycetes; Pichiales; Pichiaceae. Bases 1 to 4446 code for a protein of 1481 amino acids. The transcript has a single exon.